This is a messenger RNA of Rhopilema esculentum, 2121 nucleotides long. Its product is annotated as coronin-1C-A. NCBI's taxonomy places the organism in Eukaryota, Metazoa, Cnidaria, Scyphozoa, Rhizostomeae, Rhizostomatidae. Gene Ontology annotation, molecular function: actin filament binding. The record is from RefSeq and is a predicted model, not a curated record.
UUCAAGACACACCGUUUCAGGCAUCUUCAAGGCCAAUACAUAAUUUGUUACUCAGGUCAACCUUCAGAGACACGAAUUUAGCGUGUUUUGAAAAGAAUAGCCUAUUGCAUGUUAUGAAGGGAUGAACAUUUUAAUGGUAUAACUUACUGGCAGCCAGUUUAAAAAAGAUCGAAAUUGUUGCAAGGGACACCGGAUCGUCGAUUCUAAAAUUGGUUUCAUUAGAUUUAGUAGAAUCUUGUUGAAUCAGCUUCCUGUGGAUUGAAGACGAAUGAGAGUAGAAAGAUUUGUUGCUAGAAAAGAAACUUGUUGCUUGAAAGCAAACAUCAAGACAUAGCUGGAAACCAUAAAGGAUUUGCAAAAUGCCAAAGCGAUUUGUCCGUGAAUCAAAGUUCAGACACGUGUUUGGAGAACCGUUUAAGAAAGAAAAUUGCUAUGAUGGAAUAUCGAUCACCAAGAAUGCAUGGGACGGGAACUACUGCGCGGUGAACUCAAAGUUUGUUGCUGUUGUCUUAGAGUCACGUGGCGGAGGAGCUUUCAUCGUUUUACCACUACAGAAGACUGGCCGAGUAGAAAUUGGACAUGCGAAAGUGUCCGGACACAAAGGAAGAGUUCUUGACCUGCAGUGGAAUCCAUUCAAUGAAAACCUUAUUGCUUCUGCCUCGGAAGAUUGCACUGUCAAGAUUUGGAAGAUACCAGAAGAUGGCCUAAAGAAAGACAUGACUGAUGCCGUUGUCGAGUUGCAUGGACAUCAAAAGAAGAUUGGCAUCAUCGUCUGGCAUCCAUUGGCAAACAACAUUUUAGCAACGGCAGGUUUCGACAAGAAAGUCAUCAUAUGGGAUGUGGAAAGAGGAGAGCCCGCCAUUGUUAUCGAAGGACACAGGGAUACAAUAUACAGCAUGUGCUGGAGUAGGGAUGGCAGUUACCUAGCAACAACGUGUAAAGAUAAAAUGAUGAGGAUUAUUGAUAUUCGAAAGGAGGAGAUCAUCGCGGAGCAUAUGGCCCAUGACGGACCAAAGCAGUCACGUGUCUGUUUCAUUGGCAACGACCGGCUGCUUACAACCGGGUUCUCGCGUUCCAGUGAGCGACAAAUUGCACUCUGGGAUAUGAAAAAUUUCGAAGAGCCACUCAAUACAGUGGGCAUUGAUACAGGCUCUGGCGUCAUCCUACCAUUUUAUGACCAUGACACAAAUAUGGUUUACCUGGCUGGAAAGGGAGAUGGAAACAUUCGCUACUUUGAGUUAUCAGCCGAGGCUCCCUUCCUUCACUACCUUCAUGAAUACAGAAGCUCGUCUCCACAACGAGGCGUCGGUGCCAUGCCAAAACGCGCCGUUGACGUCAAUUCCUGCGAAGUGGCAAGAUUUUACAAGCUGCAUCAAAGCGGCCUUUGUGAGCCCAUAUCGAUGAUUGUUCCGAGAAGAUCAGAUCGCUUUCAAGAAGAUUUAUACCCUUUAACGCAAGGCGAUAUUCCAUCUCUUGAGGCCGAGGAAUGGCUAAGUGGAAAAAACGCGGAACCAAUUCUUAUUUCCCUGAAGGAAGGGUAUCAGCCAACAGAAAAACAAUUCGUGGCUGUCAAAAAACAAAGCAACCUCGAUAUCAUCGAAAUGUGUCCUCAGAAAGAGCCACCAAGUAACGAAAAAGAGCUUCGAAAAGCAUUCUAUGAACACGAGGAUGAGAUUCGACGAUUGAAAGAGCUCCUUCAAGCUAAAGAUUUACGAAUCCAACAACUGGAAAGACAGCUUUCUGACGAAAUACACUAACACAGAGAAUCAACAACAAACGAUUUCACUGUCUGAUAACUACUAAAGUCUUGAGAGCUUUGCGAUAUAAUGCUGGAAUAGGCCAAAAGAAGCUCGUCUUGUCGUAAUAAAGCUGUGUAAAAAAUGCAUUUCUAGGUUCUAACUGUUAUUAACUCAUCAUGAUGACGUAAAAACUUUAGUAUUUUCGUAACAAAAUCUGUAAUCUUUUCAAACAAAGUUUUAAAUUUUGAUUAAUGCCUUAUAAACUUUAGUUAGUACAAUAGAUUUAAUGCGAUGCAUGUUAAUAUAAUAUCAGAGCUCUUUGUUUGAUACAAUUUGAUAUUGAAGGCAACAUUAGAUGAUUCUAAAAAAAUUGUUCUUUGAA